Messenger RNA from Sorghum bicolor (sorghum), 1200 nucleotides. Its product is annotated as non-specific lipid transfer protein GPI-anchored 2. The record is from RefSeq and is a predicted model, not a curated record. The transcript is spliced from 3 exons. NCBI's taxonomy places the organism in Eukaryota, Viridiplantae, Streptophyta, Magnoliopsida, Poales, Poaceae. Bases 344 to 916 code for a protein of 190 amino acids.
GAUGUGUUGAAACUCGCGGUCACCGGUCAGGCACACUCUAUGCUUCGGAGGGGCCGGUAGUGACACCAGUUGCUUUGGUUAGCUCGCUAAAGACACGCUGCAACUACAUUGCCACAAACUGCAGCUCGACCAGGCCCGGCCCUGCUCGAUCGGUAGUUCGCUUCACCUCGGCCGGACGCACGACUCCGGCACGCACGCUGCCGUCAGUCAGAGUCACACUCACACGGACAGGCAGCUGCAUAUAUAGGAGUCAAGCUCCAGAAACGCAAGCAUAAGCAGCGCAUAGGGCUCCAGUACACCACCGCCUCGGCCGGCUAGCUACCAUUAGCAGUAGGAGCAUAGCAUGGCAAUACUGCCGCGGCCUACGGCGGUGCUUGUUGCGGCGCUGGCCGUGGCGCUGGCGUUCGGGAUGGCGUCGGCGCAGGGUCCGGCCGCCGCCCCUGGGCCGGCGGCCGGGAUCAGCGAGGAGUGCUUCAACGCGGUGCUCAACAUGUCGGACUGCCUGACGUACGUGACGGCCGGGAGCACGACGCGGCAGCCGGACAAGCCCUGCUGCCCGGAGUUCGCCGGGCUGCUCGAGUCCCACCCGGUCUGCCUCUGCCAGCUGCUGGCCGGCGGCGCCGAGUCCUACGGCGUCAGCGUCGACUACAAGCGCGCGCUCGCGCUCCCGGGUAUCUGCCGCCUCACCGCGCCGCCCGUCUCCGCCUGCGCAGUUUUCGGGGUCCCUAUCCCCGCGGGAUUGGUGCCUACUGCCGCGCCCGUGUCAGGCCUCUCUCCAUCUUCUGGCGGCCCAGAAGUGCCUGCCAACACGCCGGCCGGCUCAGCCAAAUCCUCAAGCCACGUGCCGGGACGCGUCAACGCCGGCGGCCUCAUCAUCGCCCUCGCCGUGACGGCCGCCGCCGGGAUUAUGUUCUAGACCAUCUCUCAGAGUUUGUUGCCAGUCGUCGUCUUAAUCAGACUUGUGAUUCCUUCCUCAUUAUUCUUACAACACAUAUAUGUUUGUGCAUUAUGAAUUUAUUAUUAUGAUACUUAUUACCACGUACAAAACAACUAUGCCAAGCACGAGAUUCUUCCGGAUUUGUUUCCUUGUAAUAAUUCCUUGGGGGUCCUGUACUGUAAUUUGCUAGAGCUCGUGACGCUAUGUACUAGUAGUACGUAGCAUCGUCUUGGUAUCUUUCUACUACGGAUGCAGUUCAAUGU